Messenger RNA from Pieris napi, 1986 nucleotides. Its product is annotated as importin subunit alpha-1-like. Gene Ontology annotation, biological process: NLS-bearing protein import into nucleus. The record is from RefSeq and is a predicted model, not a curated record. Lineage: Eukaryota; Metazoa; Arthropoda; Insecta; Lepidoptera; Pieridae. The transcript has 11 exons. Gene Ontology annotation, molecular function: nuclear import signal receptor activity; protein binding. Gene Ontology annotation, cellular component: nucleus; cytoplasm. The coding region runs from base 148 to 1674 and encodes 508 amino acids.
AGUUGAUUACCGCUACUAGGCAGUAGGCACACACGGAAAAAAACACUUGCUCAGUUUUAACUUUUAGCUACUGUCCUUGGGGAUUUAAUUAUUUUUUUAAAUCUACUGGUACUUACGAUCUUAUUAAUUUAAUUUCGAAAAUAUAAAAUGUCGGAUAAAACUCACACCUCUAGGCUAGCUGCUUACAAGAAUACUGGGCACGGAGCUAAUGACCUACGUCGAAAACGUGUUGAAUUGAGUGUCACUCUUCGCAAGCAAGCUCGAGAUGAACAGCUACUCAAGAGAAGGGCAAUGUCCCCUGAAGCUGAUGAAGUACUGGAAACUGAACAUAUCAUGACACCUCACGAAAUUGUAAAAGGUUUAAGAUCCUCAGACCUGUCCAUCGUAACAGCAUCAGCAAGGGCUGCUCGAAGGAAGCUUUCAAAAGAACAGAAUCCACCAAUUAGCAUCAUGCUGGAUGUUGGUGUACUGAAACCUUUGGUUGAUGCUUUAGACAGGGAUGACUGUAAUGACUUGCAAUUUGAAGCAGCGUGGGCAAUCACCAACAUCGCAUCUGGCACACAUGAGCACACAAUGGCAGUUGUAGAUAGUGGUGCAAUUCCGCAACUGAUAACCCUCUUAGCCCAAGGAGGGGCAGUAGGAGAACAAUGUGCCUGGGCCUUGGGAAACAUAGCUGGCGAUGGUGCACAGACAAGAGACAUUGUACUGGCCCACGGGGCUUUACCAGCCCUGUUGCCCCACUUGCAAAUAAACAGUCCCACAUCGCAAUUAAGAACAGCAGCUUGGACUUUUAGCAACUUGUGCAGGAAUAAGAACCCAAUAGUAAACUUUGAAGUGGUUUCCCCAGCAUUGCCAUACAUUACUGAAUUGUUAGAUAUAGCUGACCAAGAAGUGCUGGCGGAUACUUGCUGGGCCCUAUCCUACCUAACUGAUGGUCCCAAUGAACGUAUUGAGGAGGUUCAAACCACCCCUCAUUUACUCUCCCGUCUGAUUAAGCUCUUGCAGCACAAGUCUCCGUCUGUUAAGACUCCGGCAUUACGGGCUGUGGGCAAUAUGCUCACUGGAUCUGAUGAACAGACGGACAGAUGUCUCCAAGCAAAUUGCCUAGAUUAUCUAACCGAGUUGCUUCACUCUGGUGUAACACCAUUAGUUAAAGAAGCCUCUUGGGCGGUGAGCAACGUCCUCGCUGGUACCAGCGAACAGAUUCAACUAGCAAUUGAUAAAGGAAUGCUGGUUCACCUGGUGCAUGUUCUUGGUGUAAGCGAUAUUAGAUGUCAAAAAGAAGCCGCCUGGGCAAUCACAAACCUAUGUCUGGGUGGAACCCCGAUGCAACUUGAUGCCUUAGUAUCUGCGGGCUUCAUCGAGCCAUAUUGUGCUUUGCUAGAGUCGCAGGACCACAGAGCGAUUAUUGUUGUAUUGGAAGGAUUAACAAACCUUUUGCAGGCUGCUGCUAAAUUUGGUCAAGUGGAACCAUUAUGCCUUCAAUUGGAAGAAAUAGGAGCUUUGGACAAAAUUGAGGCACUUCAAGAACAUGAAAAUGAACAGAUCUACAAGAAGUCGCUUCAUAUUUUGGACACAUACUUCAGCGAUGGCGAAGACCAAAUUGCCCAGCCAGAACAAACUAAUGAAGAAUUCCAAUUUGGCAUCAGCCCAAAUCCAAAUAUUAAUUUUUAGUACUCCUAGAACUUUUGUAGAUAAAACUAUUUUUUUAAGUAUAGGCUAAUUUUUUGCACAAAAAAUCAAAUCAUAAAAAUGUAUUAGAAUAUUUAAGCUUUAAGAUUUUGAGAACUAAGUUGGCUUGUAUUCCUAAAUUAAUCAUUCCAUACAUAUGUGAUAGACCUUUUAAGAAUCCACUUCAUUAUAAUAUUAUUUCUACAUAUGCAAAUAAUAUGGUCCUGUAUUGUGAGUGAGAUAUUUUUAAGAAGUUCUUCAUAAGUGCCUUAAGUACAGAUGAGCUGGUCUCUUAAUAAAAGUUAUUUACAUGAA